Messenger RNA from Alternaria metachromatica, 1944 nucleotides. RefSeq lists its product as uncharacterized. NCBI's taxonomy places the organism in Eukaryota, Fungi, Ascomycota, Dothideomycetes, Pleosporales, Pleosporaceae. The record is from RefSeq and is a predicted model, not a curated record. The transcript is spliced from 2 exons. The coding region runs from base 1 to 1944 and encodes 647 amino acids.
AUGGCGACUUCAAACGAUCAGGCCACUCAUCUAGACAUUGCGUCGCCCUCAGACAUCAAGACAGCCGAUGCGCGCACAGAGACACACGAUGGAGAGAUCAAUAAACAGGAGAACACAUUGGACUUUGAUCCUUCGCCCGUCGUGUCGAAAGUCUCUGCGCCUGAGAUGGAGGAGUCAAAUGAUACCCAAGGCCAAGUCGCUAUCGAAGACUCGACAGGUGUCAAGACGGCUACUCUUGGUUCUCCUUUUCCCUCGCCCAGAAUUGUUGCAGAGGACAGCAAGAGCAGUACCUCUCUUGAAGACGGGGAGAUCGUAGAGCAAGACCUCAACAAUGAAGUUGGAGCGAUCUCUGUGACUGUGCAGGAGCAACAAGAGCAGAUUGAUGAUAAGGAAAAGACCAAGCUUGGUAUAUCUCACUACCAUCACCAAAGUCAUCUGCUAAUCAAAGGAAAAGCAUCUCCAAUUGCCAAGAAGGAAGCUCCUCUGGCAUCGCCCCCUGGACAGCAUGUCGAGGCCACCAAGACCGACGUCGACACCGGAGCCGAGGACAGCGACGUCAAGACCGACACAGACGCGAAUAUCGAGGUUCCGAAGCCUUCGAGGCCAGCUCAUAGUCUACCCCCACACAUGCGCCCUGACUUCCAGUCGCCUCCAUCCCGCCUUUUCGGCCUUCCGGACCCGAGGCAAAUCAUGUCGCCAAACGAGGUCAUUCGAUUCCACGAUGCUCAGCGCGCUCGCUUCCACUUCAAUUCCCACGGAUCCCGAGGAGGCGACCACGGCGAUCGCGAACAAAUCGUCCGCCUGAACGCACAGCUCAUGAAGCUCAAGAACGAACUUGAUGCCGAGCGCAACAAGGGCGUGCGUCUCCGCAAGUCUAUCGAAGCUGAGCAGCAACAAAAGGUCGAAGCCGCAUCAUCUGUCAUGUUAACAAACCUCCUCCGCGACCAAGCCACAACCCUCACGCUCAAGUCCAAAGUCGAAGCCCGAGAGCGCGGCCUCGAUGAACGCGAGCAGAAGAUUACGCAGCUAGAAGUCUACCUCACCGAAGGCCAGAAGCAGCUCAUAUACGCGCUAGAAGAGAACGGCGAUAGACCGAUGAGCGCUGUGCAAAUGGAACACGCCCGUCGCGAAGCCGAACUCCAUGCGCAGAAAGCCAUGGCUGAUAUGAACGGCAAACUCAACAUCAAGAUCGAAGCUCUCCGUCUCCGCGAAGCGGCCCAACAGAUGCGGGAACAGAACUGGAAGGCUAUUGCCCGCGAGCAACUCGAAGCUGAACUCGCUGACAACUCCAUCACUCAUGAGAAGGCUGAUGAGGUUGCGGAGGAGGCGUACAAUGAUGGGUUUGGCGCGGGUAAAGAGGCGGGUCGUAAAGAAGCGCUCAAGGAAUCGCACCAGCGCGGUUUCCUAGAAGGCUACGCUGCGUGUCAUCGUACGCAGGUCGCUUUGAGUAAGAUGCGACAGGGUCUUAUUGCGCGCGACGACCCUGAACUGGACUUCCUAUAUGAUGCUAAUCAUCCGCAUAACCUCUACACCAUCGGUUCCCUCCUCGGUCGCAUGGAAACUGAGAACAGCAAUGAACAGACUUCGAAGGUUGUUGGUCAGAACGAGAUUGUUGCUGAAAAAGGCACCCCCGUAUCUGCUAGAAAGAUCGAAUCUGCUGAGGAGGCUCCAAGGAUGGAUGGCAAGGUCAACGGUUAUACCAGUGGCCACACCAACGGCAUCAACGGCAACACCAACAGUGCCAUGAUCCACAAGCGCGAAGAACCCGCCAUCAAGAUGCCUCCGCCCCGCCCUACCUUCGCCGCCGAACUCCGCGGCCCUUCACUUACGCACAACGGACAUAUUGUGCUCGCUAACAACGUCGCGUCGCCUGUUGCCAAGGAGACUGGUCGUCCGAUUAUCAAGUACGAGGACGAGGGCGUGAAUUUGAUUGAUCUCAUGUAG